Messenger RNA from Salvelinus sp. IW2-2015, 1563 nucleotides. The record is from RefSeq and is a predicted model, not a curated record. NCBI's taxonomy places the organism in Eukaryota, Metazoa, Chordata, Actinopteri, Salmoniformes, Salmonidae.
AUGGUGUCUCAGAGCAGAGCCUCAUAUCUCAUGGUGUCUCUGAGCAGAGCCUCAUAUCUCAUGGUGUCUCUGAGCAGAGCCUCAUAUCUCAUGACAAACAGCCGCCACAAAGUAUUUGAUAGUGUUGCAAUUCGUGACUUGAAUAAGUUCAACGAUUGGCGUGAGUCUAGAUCUGUUCAAGAAAUAAUAUACUACUUUAGUAAUGAAUCCUCUGGGGAAACCUACCUCAGUUUGUGUUACAGAGAUCCUGUAAUUCUAUGGGUUAGGUGGUUAGUGUCUCUCUCCUCUUACCCUCCGACCCACUUGUCCUCUUCUUGCUCUGUCUCUCUGCCCUCUCUACAGCAGCAACAGCUCCAGGCUCAGCACCUGUCCCAUGCAGCCCACGGUGGUCCUCCCCUUCUGGCCGCGGGCCUCCAGCCUCCUGGAAUAAUCCCAGGGUCUGGGCUGCUGGCCCUGGGAGCUCUGGGGAGUCAGGCUAACCUCCCCGUUAAAGAUGAAAAGAACCACCAUGACGUGGAGCACAGAGCAGAGAGCACGAAUAACGUCUCCCCGACCGACAGUUUGAGGACAGCCAGUGAGAAACACAGCUCCUCCGACUACAGUCUGGACUCUAAGAAACGCAAAGUGGACGAGAAGGACAGUAUGAGCAGAUACGACAGUGAUGGAGAUAAGAGUGAUGACCUGGUCGUAGAUGUGUCCAAUGAGAAUGACAAGUCAUCAAUGCCAGGCCUGAAGUCGACCACUCCCACCCCUCGUAGCGACGCCCCCACCCCUGGCACCUCCACCACUCCUGGGCUGCGGCCCAUCCUGGGCAAACCCCCUGGCUUGGACGCUCUGGCGGCCCCAGCCCUGAGGACUCCCCUGUACCCUCCCUUCGUUAUGAUGGGUCACCACCAUGAGAUGAACGGAGGUCUGACCAGCCCUGGUGUCUACGCCGGGCUACACAUCUCUCCUCAGAUGAGCGCUGCCGCCGCCGCGUACGGACGAUCACCCAUGGGUUUUGAUCCUCAUCCCCACAUGAGACCAGGUCUUCCAGCCAGUCACACCUCCAUAUCUGGAGGGAAACCAGCCUACUCGUUCCACGUGAGUGCGGACGGCCAGAUGCAGCCGGUGCCGUUCCCUCCGGACGCCCUGAUAGGCCCGGGGAUCCCCCGGCACGCCCGUCAGAUCAACACGCUGAGCCACGGCGAGGUGGUAUGUGCCGUCACUAUCUCCAAUCCAACCAGACACGUCUACACGGGAGGGAAGGGCUGUGUCAAGAUCUGGGACAUCAGCCAGCCCGGCAGCAAGAGUCCUGUCUCUCAACUAGACUGUCUGAACAGGGAUAACUACAUCCGUUCCUGUAAGCUGCUCCCACGGUCGUAUAUCGUAGGAGGAGAGGCAGUACUUUAACCAUACUGGGAUCUGGCCUCCCAGAACGCCUCGUAUCAAGGUGAGCUGACGUCUUUCCGCCCGGCCUGCCUACGCCUCGCCAUCUCCCGAAGCAAGGUCUGCUUCUCCUGCUUGCAGGAUGGGAACAUCGCUGUCUGGGACUGCACACCAGAUCUCCCCCAGGCUGAGUAG